AUGGCGGCCCUUCAAGCUGGAAAUGCAGUUCACUGCCGUCAUUCAUUGAAGAGCAUUUCUGAUCCAGUUUCAAAGAAGUCUGUCGUGAAUGCUGCCUUCUUCCGAUCAGCGUCAGCUACAUCCCUCCAUUCCAACCUGAAGUCUCACGCGAAGGUCGCAAGAGGAUCAACUUCGGUUCGGAGGGCCAUUCGUGCUGAGGCCGCUUCGGACGCUCAACAAAAUGGAGCAGCGACAGAAAAGGCCGCUGCGCUGAUCCUUAUCCGACAUGGCGAGUCUCUCUGGAACUCCAAGAACCUAUUCACAGGCUGCGUGGACGUUCCUCUGUCGGAGAAGGGUGUCAAUGAGGCCAUUGAGGCAGGAAAGAGAAUCUCCGAGAUUCCCGUGGAUGUCAUUUUCACCUCAGCGUUGAUCCGCGCUCAAAUGACCGCCAUGCUUGCCAUGACGCAGCAUCGCCGUAACAAGGUUCCUGUCAUCCUGCAUGAGGAGAGCCAGAGAGCCAAGGACUGGAGCCGAAUCUUCAGCGAGAACACUGACGAGGAGAUCAUUCCCGUCAUCACUGCGUGGGAGCUCAAUGAACGCAUGUACGGAGAUCUCCAGGGACUGAACAAGAAGGAAACGGCAGACAAAUACGGCAUGGAGCAGGUCGUCCUCUGGCGCCGAUCCUACGACGUCCCGCCUCCCAACGGCGAGUCCCUCGCCAUGUGCGCGGAGCGCGCUGUGGCAUACUUCAAGGAAAAUGUGGAGCCGAGACUCACGGCUGGCGAGAAUGUGAUGAUUGCUGCGCAUGGCAACUCGCUUCGCGCGAUCAUCAUGUACCUUGACAGCCUUACGUCGCAGGAGGUGAUAGAGCUGGAGCUGUCCACUGGCGUCCCCAUGCUCUACAUCUUUCAAGGAAGCAAGUUCCUCCGCAGGGGCUCUCCCCUCCGCUCAAAUGAUAUCGGUGUCUUUGCACUCACAGAGGACCUGGCGCAAUAUAGAACCAUGCUGGACACUAUUUCUGAAGGCCGGGGCUGA
This is a messenger RNA of Closterium sp. NIES-65, 1014 nucleotides long. Lineage: Eukaryota; Viridiplantae; Streptophyta; Zygnematophyceae; Desmidiales; Closteriaceae. The record is from the annotation of a GenBank genome assembly.